AUGUUCCCAAUAUCUCACCUCUCCGAUCGGCUUCAGGCGGGCACCAUGGUCGUCGAGCCUCUGCCGCCACCCCCAGCCUCCGCACCGACCAAGUCCGAGCGCGACACCGCCUUCAGCAUCCUCAUGAAGCCCCACUCCGAGGCAAAGCAGUGGGCUACCGCAGACGCAGUCGAGGCCGCAAACUACCGCGGCCGCGCGCGCAACAAGCCAUCGGCCCGCACCGCACCCUUCUACAAGGUCCUCGAGGGCAUGCCCCUCAGCGUAGACGCCUUCCGCUUCGGCCGCAUCGACGGCUGCAGGGGCUACUUUCUCUCCCACUUCCACAGCGACCACUACGGCGGCCUCUCGAGCAGCUGGAACCACGGCCCCGUCUACUGCAGCGUCACCACCGCCAAUCUCUGUCGCACCAGCCUCGGCGUCGACGAUAUGUGGCUGCGUCCCCUGCCCAUGGAGGUGCCCACCCUCAUCCCCGACAGCGGCGGCGUCACCGUCACCUGCAUCGACGCAAACCACUGCCCCGGCUCCUGCCUCUUUCUCUUCGAGGGUCCCCAGACCGCCUCGCUUCUCUCGCCCCGCUCCCAUGCCAGCCCGCACAUUGGCACCGGCAAGAUCUUUCGCUACCUCCACUGCGGCGACUUUCGCGCCAGCCCCGUUCACACCAACCACCCGCAGGUCAAGGGCAAGAAGCUCGACAUCAUCUACCUCGACACCACCUACUGCAACCCGCGCUACUGCUUCCCCGCCCAGGACCAGGUCGUCGAGGCCUGCGCCGAGCUCGUCCGCCGCCUCAUGCCGGUCAAGGACGAGGACGGCGCGGGCGGCCAGCAGAAGAACAAGGCAGGAGACGACCACGAGGAAGAGGAAGAUUGGCGCGUGCCACCGCGUCUUAACGCCAGCGCUCGGGUCGCUCUCGCUCAGAGCAGCGCAGCCGCAAAGGCGUUCAAGGGAUGGCUCGGCGUCGACGGGAGGCCCCAGGGGCAACGGAGCGACAGCGACAGCAGCGCCGAGGCAGGGCCCGCUACCACCGAGGCGGGUAAGGUGACCGGACAGGGCGCCCUUGGCGACGAAUGCGAUGACGAGGAGCCGCUGCUCGAGGACGAGGACUCGGUGCUCGCUGCUCGCGGCGGCCACCGCGGCAUGGGGAGCUUCGACGACGAGGAGCAAGAGCUGUGGCACCAGGCCGCCCUCCGCAGCACCGACGCAUCCCCGGCGGCACCGGGCCAUGCGUCGGGAGCCAGCGAGGGGCACCAAAGCGGCGAAGCAUCGCCCACCGCUUCCCUCGUCAAGCAGGAGGAUGCCGACCAGGACAGCUUCGGUGCAGCGUCGGCCAACGCGACAGCUGGUCUAGCUUCUCGCGAUGAGCUGGGCCAGGAUAGUCUUCGCAGCGAGACGGCGAUACCCUCCGAGUCCGUCGAUGCCCAGGCGAGUGAGGCCACCGCGGCUUCCCGGCUACCUUCUCCAGGCCAGCGGCAGCUCAGCGUUGCUGCGCCGUCCACUGCAGACCCUUCUCCCGAUCAGCAAGCGGGCGACGAGCGCAGCGGUGCGGCAAUCAAGUUGGAGGGCGCGGCGGAUGCCGGCGCGCAGGCCUCUACGGACCAACCUGUCAUGAUCAAGCAGGAAGGCGCGGACGGCUUGGACAGGGCGAUGCUUCCGCCGGCAUCGACCGCCAUGAGAGGCUCUGCGCGGCGUGCCAGCAGCACCUCCGCCUUGGCCUCGACGGUCAAGCGAGAGCACGGUAGCGAAGCGCCCGUUGGGCCACCCCGCACCGCCAAGCAAGAGGACGGCUCCCCUGGCGAGGUCAAGAAGGAAGACGGCGCCGAGGAGGCGACCAACUCGCGCAACUGGCUGGCCAAGCAGAGCCACGCGUCCAAGGCGUCGGUGUCGAUGGCGCGCCAGUCGGGCCGCCUGCUCGUCGUCGUCGGCACCUACACGAUCGGCAAGGAAAAGGUCGUCAAGGCCGUGGCGCGCCAGAUGAAGACCAAGGUCUUUUGCGUCGACUCGCGCAAGUAUCGCGUCUAUGCGCAGCUCGAGGACCCGGAGCUCCACUCGCUCCUGACGCGCGACCCCAACCGCGCCAGCGUCCACGUCACCAACCUGCACGCCAUCAACGCCGACGGCCUCCGCGACAUGGUGGCCGCGCUGCGCGCCCGCGGCUGCGGCUUCACCCACGCCAUCGCCUUUCGCCCCACGGGCUGGACCUACAAGCCCCCCACGGGCAUCGACACUGUCUCGCCCAACCUCGACCGUCUCAUCGAGUGGAACCAGGCGCGCAACUUUGGCCCGCACGGCUUCUUCCCCACCCGCGACAGCACCCCCGAGUACAUGAUCUACGGCGUGCCCUAUUCCGAGCACUCGAGCUUUUUUGAGCUGACCUCGUUUGCGCUCUCGACGAGGUACGACCGGAUCAUCGCGACGGUCAACGUCGGCUCCCACGCGAGCCGUGCCAAGAUGUCCAAGUGGUUCGACCGCUGGGCCGCCGAAAAGCGCAAGCGCGCCAAGGCAGGAAUCGUCGAUGGGCCCGAACCGCGCGCCGAGACGUACUGGUGA
Molecule: messenger RNA, 2547 nt
Organism: Pseudozyma flocculosa PF-1
Lineage: Eukaryota; Fungi; Basidiomycota; Ustilaginomycetes; Ustilaginales; Ustilaginaceae
Exons: 2
Coding region: 1-2547 (848 amino acids)
Biological process (GO): protection from non-homologous end joining at telomere; double-strand break repair via nonhomologous end joining; interstrand cross-link repair
Molecular function (GO): damaged DNA binding; 5'-3' DNA exonuclease activity
Source: RefSeq, a predicted model, not a curated record